Molecule: messenger RNA, 9069 nt
Organism: Pan troglodytes (chimpanzee)
Lineage: Eukaryota; Metazoa; Chordata; Mammalia; Primates; Hominidae
Gene: TMF1
Product: TATA element modulatory factor 1
Exons: 17
Coding region: 2432-5722 (1096 amino acids)
Cellular component (GO): Golgi apparatus; endoplasmic reticulum
Source: RefSeq, a predicted model, not a curated record
GAGUUUCGCUCUUGUUGCCCAGGCUGGAGUGCGAUGGUGCAACCUCAGCUCACUGCAACCUCUGCCUCCCCGGUUCAGGCAAUUCUCCUGCCUCAGCCUCCGGAGUAACUGGGAUUACAGGCGCCUGCCACCAUGCACGGCUAAUUUUUUGUAUUUUUAGUAGGGACAGGGUUUCACCACGUUGGCCAGGCUGGUCUCAAAUUCCUGACCUCAGGUGAUCCACCCCCCCACUCGGCUUCCCAAAGUGCUGGGAUUACAGGCAUGAGCCACCAUGCCUGACCAUGUUUUUGUUUCUUUUAAGUGAAUAAAACUUCAAACAAAAUUAAGUACAAAUACUAAAAAAGUAGGUGCUGGUAUUUUAAUAUGAGAACAUGUAUGUGUUCUCAUUCUUUGUUUUUGACUUAGGAUAUGGCAGUUUUCUGUUCAAAUGUUUUUUGGUUACUUAUGUGUCACUGAGUUAAGUUUUCAGUAAUCUUUCUAGCUACAUAUUGACAAAUAAGUUUUAUUAUAAAACCAUACGGAAUAAAUUUAUAAGCUCUACCUGAAAAGUUACAGGUGUAGCUUACAAUUUUGAAAGUGAAGGAACUAAAAUUUAGCACCAUAUAGGUGCUAUAAUAAUUCUCAAAGUAGCAUGGUAAGAAGGUGACUCUCUCUAUCUGAGAGCUGAAUAAAUAGUUUUAGAUGGUUUAGGUAGGUCAUUUCGCCAAAGCUGUACAAUUAGAAGUCUUGGAACUGUAACUGUACAGCUAAUUUCAACCCGAAUCUGCCCCAAAUCUCCUCUGCAGACUACUUAGCUGUUUGAAAGUACUUGAGUUACUUGGUACUACUUGUGUACAUGACUAAAUUGUUAGUUUUAACAUGCAAAUUUUUACUGUAGUUAGAUAAAAUUAUUGGAAGAUGAUUAUAACUUCUUAAGGGGUUCAAUCUGAUUUUUUAAAAGAAAAAUAAUUCUUUUUUGCAGAGUUCCUUGCAGUGGGGUAAAAUAUUCAAAUAUGGGAGGCAGGCAUAUAAGGUAAAUAAUCACAGCAGGGAGGGUGUAAUAAGAUGAGUGAUAGGGGUCUGUGGCAAAGUGGAGUGAGUGAAAAUUAUUUGGUGACCACUCUGGCUGACUAUUCCCAUGCUUGGUAUUCAUAUUUUUCAAAAGCAGCUGGAAAUCUAGAUUUUUGAAUGAAAUCUGGCUUUUAGUUAGGAUUUUCUUUAACUUGGGCCCAAACCAAAUAUAGCUGCAGACUGGAUUAGGAAGGCCACCAAUUUAAGGUAUUUUCCCAUGUCCAAAUGUUCGAAGAGAAUGCACACAGAAAAGGUUAUGUUUUAAGUAAUAUGCACAGUGCACAUUGUUAGGAUAACAGCUUUAGUGCUUCCUAGGUGUCUUAGUCCAUUUGGACUGCUGUAACAAAUUGCCAUAAACUGGGUGGCUUAUAAGCAGUAGCAAUUUGUUUCUUAACAGUUCUAGAGGCUGAGAAGUCCAAGAUAAGGAGCCGGCAGAUUUGGUGUCUGAUGAGGGCUGCUAUUCUGGCUUAGAGUUGGUGCCUUCUUUCUGUGAGCUCCCUUGGGCCUCUCUUAUAAGGGCACUAACCCCAUUUAUGAGGGCUCCAUCAUCAUCUAAUCAUCUCCUAAAGGCUCCCCUUAAUACUGUCCCAUUGGAGAUUAGGUUUCAACAUAGGAAUUUGUGCAGGGGACACCGACAGACCACAGUAUUAGGGGUAUUUUGACUGCAGCAAUGAGUUUACUACUAUUUUGAGAGAGAGGUUGUGCUUUAUGCACCAUGUGUUCCACGAGUUGGACACAGUGUUCAUACGUGAUCCUGUCUUUUAGGCAAGCCCAAACAAGUGUUUCUCCUUACAAUACCAAGUUAAUACAGAGCUUAUUAAAUAUUUGAGACAAAGGGCUAAGAGAAGUGUGAGGCCCAAUUUCCCUUUGCAAUUAUUGCUGGCAAGGUGCAAGCUUUUAGCACGUGAACUAUUUUCCUGGAAAGCACACACACGAAAACUUGAAUAUUCCUUCCGGGGAAAUCGACCUCUAUUGGUAGCCAUAGCUUCCCCUUCGCUAAGAACUGCUGUAAGCACGAAAUCGACAUCAAUAGAAACCCUUCCGCGUUCCUCGGUAACUAACGGCAACCCUGCGCUCCCGGAUGUGACGUCAACGUUCUUCUGUUCUUCCGUCUGUCGACCGAACUCUGGGCUCGUAGAUUUGGUUGCUGUGUACGUGGAAGAAGCAAGCGCAUGCGCACAUGGGCCCCCUUCGUCUCAGCUGUGCGGGAACGGCCGAGGGUAACAUCCCGGGCUCGCAGGAGGCUGUCGGGGUAAUGGCCACACGCUGACAGAACCAGCCGAGUGGAAAAGGGGAGCGAAGCCGUUCCUCUGCACCCUUCCCCAGGCCUGAGGCCUUCCCGCUUGGUGCUGCCGCCGCCACUGCCGGCUGAGGAGGGGCGAUGAGUUGGUUCAACGCCUCCCAGCUCUCCAGCUUCGCUAAGCAGGCCCUGUCCCAGGCCCAGAAGUCUAUUGACAGGGUUCUGGACAUCCAGGAAGAGGAGCCGAGCAUCUGGGCCGAGACCAUUCCGUAUGGAGAGCCGGGAAUAAGUUCCCCUGUCAGUGGCGGAUGGGAUACUUCAACCUGGGGGUUGAAAUCAAACACUGAACCUCAGAGUCCACCAAUAGCCUCUCCUAAAGCAAUCACAAAGCCAGUUCGGAGGACUGUGGUCGAUGAAUCUGAAAAUUUCUUCAGUGCCUUUCUCUCGCCAACUGAUGUCCAGACCAUUCAGAAGAGUCCAGUGGUAUCAAAACCUCCAGCAAAAUCACAACGACCAGAAGAAGAAGUGAAAAGCAGCUUACGUGAAUCCUUGCACAUUGGACAGUCAAGAACUCCUGAAACAACUGAAUCACAAGUAAAAGACUCUUCUUUGUGUGUUUCAGGGGAAACUCUGGCAGCAGGUACUUCAUCACCUAAAACUGAAGGCAAGCAUGAAGAAACUGUUAAUAAAGAAUCGGAUAUGAAGGUGCCAACUGUAAGUUUGAAAGUAUCUGAAAGUGUAAUUGAUGUGAAAACAACUACGGAAAGUAUAUCUAAUACGUCUACGCAGUCUCUCACAGCAGAAACAAAGGACAUAGCUUUGGAACCUAAGGAACAAAAACAUGAAGACAGGCAGAGCAAUACACCUUCUCCUCCUGUUAGUACCUUUUCAUCAGGUACUUCUACCACCAGUGAUAUUGAAGUUUUAGAUCAUGAAAGUGUAAUAAGUGAGAGCUCAGCGAGCUCGAGACAAGAGACUACAGAUUCAAAAUCAAGUCUUCACUUGAUGCAGACAUCUUUUCAGCUUCUCUCUGCAUCUGCUUGUCCUGAAUAUAAUCGUUUAGAUGAUUUCCAAAAACUCACUGAGAGUUGCUGUUCAUCUGAUGCUUUUGAAAGAAUAGACUCAUUUAGUGUACAGUCAUUAGAUAGCCGGAGUGUAAGUGAAAUCAAUUCAGAUGAUGAAUUGUCAGGCAAGGGAUAUGCUUUAGUGCCUAUUAUAGUUAAUUCUUCAACUCCAAAGUCUAAAACAGUUGAAUCUGCUGAAGGAAAAUCUGAAGAAGUAAAUGAAACAUUAGUUAUACCCACUGAGGAAGCAGAAAUGGAAGAAAGUGGACGAAGUGCAACUCCUGUUAACUGUGAACAGCCUGAUAUCUUGGUUUCUUCUACACCAAUAAAUGAAGGACAGACUGUGUUAGACAAGGUGGCUGAGCAGUGUGAACCUGCUGAAAGUCAGCCAGAAGCACUUUCUGAGAAGGAAGAUGUUUGCAAGGUAACUCUAACAGUUGAAUUUCUGAAUGAAAAGCUGGAAAAAAGGGAGGCUCAGUUAUUAUCUCUUAGUAAGGAAAAAGCACUUCUAGAAGAAGCUUUUGAUAACCUGAAAGAUGAAAUGUUCAGAGUGAAAGAAGAAAGCAGUAGCAUUUCUUCCUUGAAAGAUGAAUUUACUCAAAGAAUUGCAGAAGCAGAAAAGAAAGUUCAACUAGCCUGCAAAGAGAGAGAUGCUGCUAAAAAGGAAAUCAAAAACAUAAAAGAAGAACUUGCCACUAGAUUAAAUAGUAGUGAAACUGCAGACCUUUUGAAAGAGAAAGAUGAGCAGAUCCGAGGGUUAAUGGAAGAAGGAGAAAAACUUUCAAAACAGCAGCUGCACAAUUCUAACAUCAUCAAGAAAUUAAGAGCUAAAGACAAGGAGAAUGAAAAUAUGGUUGCAAAGCUGAACAAAAAAGUUAAAGAGCUAGAAGAGGAGUUGCAGCAUUUGAAACAGGUCCUUGAUGGCAAAGAAGAGGUUGAGAAACAACAUAGAGAAAAUAUUAAAAAACUAAAUUCCAUGGUAGAAUGCCAAGAGAAAGAUCUUGGCCAUCUUCAGGUAGACAUGGAUGAACUUGAAGAAAAGAACCGAAGUAUUCAGGCUGCCCUGGAUAGUGCAUACAAAGAACUUACUGAUCUUCACAAAGCCAAUGCUGCAAAGGAUAGUGAGGCACAGGAGGCUGCUCUGAGCCGUGAAAUGAAAGCUAAAGAAGAACUUUCUGCAGCAUUAGAGAAGGCCCAAGAAGAAGCCCGUCAGCAGCAAGAAACAUUAGCCAUUCAAGUGGGGGACCUUAGGCUUGCAUUGCAGCGUACAGAACAAGCAGGUGCCAGAAAGGAGGAUUAUUUACGCCAUGAGAUCGGUGAACUUCAGCAGAGACUCCAGGAAGCAGAGAAUCGAAACCAGGAACUGAGUCAAAGUGUUUCAUCAACAACAAGACCAUUGCUUCGACAAAUAGAAAAUUUGCAAGCAACCCUGGGAUCCCAGACAUCGUCGUGGGAGAAAUUAGAGAAGAAUCUUUCUGAUAGGCUUGGUGAAUCCCAGACCUUGCUGGCAGCAGCAGUUGAGAGAGAACGUGCAGCUACAGAAGAACUCCUUGCUAACAAAAUUCAGAUGUCUUCCAUGGAGUCACAGAAUUCUCUUUUAAGACAGGAAAACAGUAGAUUUCAAGCCCAGCUAGAAUCAGAGAAAAAUAGGCUGUGUAAACUGGAGGAUGAGAACAAUAGGUACCAGGUUGAAUUAGAAAACCUAAAAGAUGAAUAUGUAAGAACACUUGAAGAGACGAGGAAAGAAAAGACAUUGUUGAAUAGUCAGUUAGAAAUGGAAAGAAUGAAAGUUGAACAAGAAAGGAAGAAAGCCAUUUUUACUCAAGAAACAAUAAAAGAAAAGGAACGCAAGCCAUUUUCUGUUUCUAGCACUCCCACCAUGUCACGCUCAAGUUCAAUAAGUGGUGUUGAUAUGGCAGGACUACAGACAUCUUUUCUAUCUCAGGAUGAGUCUCAUGAUCACUCAUUUGGACCAAUGCCUAUAUCAGCAAAUGGAAGCAAUCUUUAUGAUGCUGUAAGGAUGGGAGCAGGAUCAAGCAUAAUUGAAAACCUACAGUCUCAGCUAAAGCUAAGGGAAGGGGAAAUUACUCAUUUACAGCUAGAAAUUGGCAAUCUAGAAAAAACUCGAUCAAUAAUGGCUGAAGAACUAGUUAAAUUAACAAAUCAAAAUGAUGAACUUGAAGAGAAGGUGAAGGAGAUACCCAAACUUAGAACUCAGCUAAGAGAUUUGGAUCAAAGGUACAACACUAUUCUGCAGAUGUAUGGAGAAAAAGCAGAAGAGGCAGAAGAACUUCGAUUAGAUCUCGAAGAUGUAAAAAAUAUGUACAAAACUCAAAUAGAUGAACUUUUAAGACAAAGGCUCAGUUAACUUGUGAAAAUUGAAUUCCCAUCAAACUGAAUGUAAGCAUUUAAUAUCUAAACAUUUAAUGUGGACUUCCAAUAAAUUCUUUUAUAGAAUUAGAAAGUGGGAUUUACUGUAGAGUGUAAAAAUUUUUUUAAAAUUGUUUUACUCUAUGUAGUAAUAUUUACAGUUAAAUUAUUUUGUGCAAUAUUUGAACUUUAUUUUUGAAACUAUUCUUUAAAGAUUUAUUUUUUAAAGCAUUCAUUUUUUUCCCUUGAAUAGCACAGAGAUUUAUUACUUUAUCCUCAUAUCAAUAUGGCUAGAGAAGAAGAAUGGUGUUCAUAUAUGUAUUGUAGAUAUACAACUAGUUGUAUCUAUAAUUUGUAAGUGUUUAUAUAUAUAUUAAGAACAUUUGAAGAGUAAUGUUAACAUACUGAAACUUUGAAAUCUUUCACAUUUAAAGUUUCAACAUAUCUUAAUUACUGCUCAUGAAAAUGUACAUUAAGUGUUAAAGUAAAAAAUUAUUAAAUCUGUGGCUAUUAAAUUUUAAACUAAUUUUUUCCUUUAAAAGUAAGAGUCACACUGACACUGUCUGAAAUUUAAAGAGUGAAUGAUUUAAACUUAAAAAAAAUUUUGAUCUGAAAAUUUAUUUCACCCAGCUUUCACAAUUAAGUCUGUAUAAAAUGUGGUACCUUUUGGUACCUAUCCAGAGAAACCUGUACAUAUUCAAUGUUAUCUAGAUGUGAUUGGAUAAUGGAGAAAAUUUAUUUAUAAUGAUUUUGCAAUGGCAUCAAUAACAUUUAAAUGAUUUUGAAGAAGUAUUAUUUUACUACCCUAUAAAAUGAAUCGAAAAUAAUAAAGUUCUUAACAUAAUUUACUCUUUAAAAAUUACCUGUUCAUAUUUUGUAAACCCAUAUUUUUAGCACAUUAAAAAUGAAUGUUUGAUAUUACAGAAUAUUCAUAACAAAAUGGAAGAAUUAUGGGAAUUAACUUGAAUUUGGCAUUUUUAAUUCUGUGAUUUAUCAUUUUAUUUUUUCUUGAAAUUUCAAACACAAGGAAAGCAUGGAAUAGCUUUUAAAAGUAGCUAUGCCUUCUUCCAAAUGUUAUUUUAUUCAAAAAGGUAACCAGGUUGUGUUUUAAACCUGCGAAAUAUUGUGAUGCAUUUUAUUACUGAAAGUUAUUUAACUGCCUUUACUUGCACAUAAAAACUCUCAUUUACGGCCAGGUGCUGUGGCUCAUGCCUGUAAUCCCAGCACUUUGGGAGGCCAAGGCGGGCAGAUCACCUGAUGUCAGGAGUUCAAGACCAGCAUGGCCAACAGUUUGGUGAAACCCCAUCUCUACUAAAAAUACAAAAAUUAGCCUGGUGUGGUGGUGUGCGCCUGUAAUCCUAGCUACUCGGAAGGCUGAGGCAGGAGCAUUGCUUGAACCUGGGAGGUGGAGGUUACAAUGAGCCAAGAUUGCGCCACUGCACUCCAGCAUGGGUGACAGAGAAAGACUCCGUCUCAAAAAAAAAAACAACAAACUCUUAUAUAAUUUUUAGUUAAAAUUAAAACACUAGUACUUCAGAAUAUAGAUACAAGUACACCAUCUUGAAGAAUUUGGAGUUUUUCAGGGCAAUUCAAAUGACCUCAUUUUUUGUUCUUUUUGUAUUCCAGACAGUGUUUCUGUCAUUGGAUCUCUGAUUGGUAGUGUUAAUAAAUAUUCUUUCAGUGUGAGCCAGAUUCAUAAAAUUAAUUUUCUUCAUUUUAGUAGUAAAAAGUAGUCUAAUAGCUUUUUGUCAGCUUGAUUUUUGUGUGUGUGUAAUAUUCAAGGGCAGAAUGACAGGACAGAUAAGCAAUAAGAAAUGUAUAGAAUUAGAAAAUAUAGUAGUUCCCUCUUACCCAUGGGACAUACGUUCCAAGACCCCCAGUGAACGUCUGAAACCAUGGAUAGUAUAGACACCUCUAUACACUGUUUUUUCCUAUACAUAUAUACCUAUGAUAAAGUUCUAUUUAUAAAUCAGGGACAGCAAGAGAUAAACAAUAACUGCAAAUAGAAGAAUUAUAACAGUGCACUGUAAUAAAAGUGAUGUAAAUGUGAUAUGUCUGUCUCUUUCUCUCAAAAUAUCUUAUUGUACUGUACUCACCUGUAAUCAGACUGUGGUUGACCGUGAGUAACCGAAACCACAGAAAGCAAAAUCGUGGAUAAGGGGAGACUACUCUAUAUGAAACUUAAGUUACAAAAUUCUCUGAAGCAUUUGAAACUAGAUGUUUUGGAAUUAUAAAAUAGUCCAUUUAAAAUAUCCACUAGUAGGAAAAAACUUCAUUUGCAGAGAAAAGAUUGCAAUAAAACUCAUUCCUAAACUUUUCAAUUUUAUAAAAUUAAACAUUCUUUUUUUAUCCUUAUUAACAAUUUCUAGUUACAUAGUUUCUAGUUACAUAUUACCAUAUAUUACUCUUUAUCUACAAAUAAAUAGCUGAUAUUCACACUGAUCAUAUUUUGAUUGUUAAACACUUGGAUCUCUCAAUACUUCUGUAAGUUAAAGUGAACUUAAACAGUUUCUUGAAAAACUCCAGUAGGUGGCAGAAUACCUAUUGAAUAUUCGUUGCUAUACUUUGCUGUUUGUCAUUAAAACAUCUCUACCCAUAUUCUUGCAAAAUAAUAUUUAUAUUUUAAUGGAUAGGAAAAUGAUUUGCAAUUAGAUGUUUCCAUUCUUGAAAGAAAAAAGCUGCAAAUAACAUUUUCAAGAAUAUAAAAAAAUGAGUAAACAAAGGGAAGGUUGUUUGGUCAUUUAUAGACAAUUAAGCACAGACUGUAGAUGUCCUUCCAAUUCUUGGGAGGCUAAACUGAGUCUACCAUUUCUUACAUUUCUUUUACCUAUUUUUUGAGAAUUGCCAGUUGUACAGUGUUUAGCAUGUGGAAUGUACCAAAUAUAUCUAUGUUGUGACUUAAGAUAUUCUAAAUGUGGAUAACUUCUGACCUAGGAAACAUGAAGUUUGUAGUGAAGUAAGUGAAAAGAAUGUUCAGGAAAUUUUUUUUCUCCAUCUCUUCAGUUGGCAUUUAUUGAGAGUUUUAUUUGAAUGCUUAUUAAAAGUAUAUGAUUUAUAGUAUUUAGAAAAUAGAAGAAAAAAGAAAACUGUAGAUGUUUUAUCUUGUUUUAAUACUGUAUGUUUAGUACGUAUACAUUUAUGUUCUAGUGUAUCAAAAUUUUUCAUUUUCAUUAAAAAUCCAAUUUUCCAUAUUCUAGGUCCAUUUUAAACCAUGAAAACUUUAAUCACAUAUUUUGUAAAGGGCUGAAAGUAUGAUUUAAACUAUAGAUUGAUAUAUUUUAAUUCUAAAUGAAAGGUAAUGUAAAUAAGCAUGGAUCUGAUUGAAUAAAGAUUUUAAAAUAGUAA